UACGACAGACUCCAAAAUGCCAUUAGGCGACCUAACAAAAUCUGAUUUGCAUGGUUGUGGCUAUUUUGUUGGCAAGUGCAAUUUCUAUUCCUCGUAUGGCACUGUUUAUGAUGAGGCAUCCACUUAUUUUGCCUGCCCUUGCUCCCCCAUUGGGCCACUCUCACCACCAUCAGGUCAUGGUCUCAUCCGUUUCAUAAAUUCCCUUGCAUGAAAAGGUGUUAAGUACUAAGGAAAAUGCAGAACCACUUUCUUUAUUGCAAUAUCAAGCAUUCCAUACUAUUGGAUGUGGAACUUUGUGCACCCUAUGAUAGCUAUGUCUCUAAAAAAAUGCCACACUCAAAUUAAGCUAUUAGCAUAACCCUGACAAACAACAUAAUCAAGGAAUCUGCAGAAGAAAACUGGCAUACCACAUCAAAAUUAGAUCUCCAACUCUAAAGCAAUAUCAAUUUUGCGAUUAAAAAUUUAUGUGAGGGUUGCAUAUAUACUAGUACUAGCUUCCGCUUGUCAUCUUAGCUUGAUAUUCUUAGGGCAUUUCAAAUUCACUAGAGCAUCCUCAUUGAUGACCCAAAAGAAACCCAAAAAGCAAAAUGCUCACAACUUUAUUGAUGAUGGCAAGUGUGCACUUCAGUUCUUCGUUAUAGUACUUGGUGUCCUUGAACUUCAAUUCCAUCCCUAUCUCUAUUCUAGCCUCAAUGAACUUGAGGUUAAUGGUAUUCCCCUCUUUAUUGUGAUCUAUGUUAUUCAAGGAACUUCAAUUUGGAGUAGCUAAAUAGUUGGUGGAAGUGGAAACCAUCAUGUGAAAUUGUGAACCACUGUUGUAAAGAACUUUGAAUGGGAUGCAAAAGAAGAAAGGGGAGAAGCUAAGUGAAUCAAACAAAGCUUUCGUGGGAGUGAGGAUGGGUUCCCCACAAAUGCAUGAAGAAGAGGAGUAAAUCAUAGAUUGAGUUCAUGGGUGGUGGCAAAGUAGAGGGGACUGCCAUGGAUGGCAAGGGAGGUGAUGGCCACUGAUUAGGGCAUAAGGAUGGAGAAAGUGUAGUUUUUUUAGAGAGAUUGGAAAUGAAUUAUUAGCGUGUAGCGAUGCACCUUGCUUAAGAAGAAGUUGCAUUGAAGAAAUGAAAUCGUACAGAUUCUGUUUGUGUUUUCCUUCUACCUCUCCAUGGAAAUUCAAUAUCUACUACAAAAUACAACGUUUUAACCUUUUUACCAAAAGGAUUAUUUGAACAGUUCAGACGGGUGGCUAAUCUCUACUUUCUUUCAAUCUCAAUUUUGUCAACCACACCAAUUAGUCCCGUCUCUCCAAUUACCAAUGUACUUCCUCUAUCCUUGGUUCUUCUUGCAUCUCUUAUUAAGGAAGCUUGGGAGGACUGGAAGCGCUUUCAAAAUGACAUGGCCAUAAACAAUAAAAUGGUAGACGUUUUGCAAGAUCAACGGUGGGUUUCUGUACCCUGGAAAGCGUUGCAGGUUGGAGACAUUGUCAAGGUUAAGCAGGAUGAAUUCUUUCCAGCAGAUCUGCUUUUCAUGGCUAGUACAAAUGCAGAUGGUGUUUGCUACAUUGAGACUGCUAAUUUGGACGGGGAAACCAACUUGAAGAUAAGGAAAGCAUUGGAAAAGACUUGGGAUUACCUGACUCCACCGAAAGCAUCUGAGUUUAAAGGUGAAAUUCAAUGUGAACAACCAAACAAUUCGCUGUAUACCUUUACUGGAAAUCUUAUAUUGGACAAUCAAACAUUGCCUCUCAGUCCAAAUCAAGUUUUGCUGCGAGGAUGCAGUCUCAGGAAUACGGAGUAUAUUGUUACGGUGGUUAUUUUUACAGGACAUGAAACAAAGGUGAUGAUGAAUUCAAUGAACGUUCCUUCCAAAAGAAGUACAUUGGAGAGGAAACUUGACAAGCUCAUACUCACUCUAUUUGUAACUCUCUUUGUGAUGUGCUUUGUUGGAGCCACGGGCAGUGCACUCUUCGUAGACAAGAAAUAUUAUUACUUGCAUCUUGAUUCAAUUGAGGAGGGAUCAUCACAGUUUAACCCUAACAACAGAUUUUUGGUUCUUAUUCUGACUAUGUUUACCCUUAUCACACUAUACUCUUCAAUCAUUCCCAUUUCUCUUUAUGUCUCUAUAGAGAUGAUAAAAUUUAUCCAGUCUGCUCAGUUUAUUAACAAGGACUUGCACAUGUAUCAUAGUGAAACCAAUACGCCUGCAUUAGCUAGGACGUCAAAUCUGAAUGAAGAACUUGGGCAGGUGGAAUACAUUUUUUCUGACAAAACUGGGACUCUUACUAGAAACUUAAUGGAAUUCUUCAAGUGCUCAAUUGGUGGGGAGGUGUAUGGACAUGGUGUGACAGAAAUUGAAAGGGGAAUAGCAGAGCGCAAUGGCAUGAAAAUUGAGGAAAAAAGAUCACCCAAUGCAGUGCAAGAGAAAGGUUUUAAUUUUGAUGAUACUAGGAUUAUGAGAGGAGCAUGGAGGAAUGAGUCUAAUCCUGAUAUCUGCAAGGGGUUCUUCAGAUGUCUUGCUAUAUGUCAUACAGUACUUCCUGAGGGUGAAGAGUCCCCUGAAAAGAUUAAGUAUCAAGCUGCGUCUCCUGAUGAGUCUGCUUUGGUUAUUGCUGCAAAGAACUUUGGUUUCUUUUUCUACAGACGCACACCAACAGCUAUAUAUGUUCGUGAAUCUCAUGUGGAGAAGAUUGGCCAUACUCAAGAUGUAUCCUAUGAAAUUUUAAAUGUACUCGAGUUUAAUAGUACAAGGAAGCGUCAGUCCGUUGUAUGUCGUUAUCCAGAUGGGAGGCUUGUAUUGUACUGCAAGGGUGCUGAUACUGUAAUCUUUGAGAGACUGGCUGAUGGUAAUAAUGAAAUCAGGAACUUGACAAGAGAGCAUCUGGAACAAUUUGGAUCUGCUGGACUACGCACAUUAUGCCUGGCCUACAAAGAAUUGCAUCCUGAUGCUUAUGAAAGCUGGAAUGAGAAGUUUAUCCAGGCCAAGUCUUCUUUACGUGAUCGUGAGAAGAAGUUAGAUGAGGUUGCGGAACUUAUUGAAAAUGGUCUCACUUUAAUUGGUUGCACCGCCAUCGAAGACAAGCUUCAGGAGGGAGUACCAGCUUGCAUACGGACUCUUCAAAAGGCUGGUAUCAAAAUUUGGGUUCUUACAGGGGACAAGAUUGAAACAGCAAUAAACAUAGCCUACGCAUGCAAUUUAAUAAACAAUGAGAUGAAGAAAUUUAUUAUCAGCUCAGAAACUGAUGCGAUAAGAGAAGUUGAAGAAAAGGGUGACCAAGUGGAAAUUGCACGAUUUAUUAAAGAUGAAGUGAAAAAAGAGCUAAAGAAAUGCACUGAGGAAGCACAGAGCUAUUUUAACACUGGAUCUGCACCAAAAUUAGCACUUGUAAUUGAUGGAAAGUGUCUAAUGUAUGCGUUGGAUCCAAGUUUAAGAGUGAUGCUGCUGGAUUUAGGUUUGAACUGUCAUGCUGUCGUUUGCUGCCGAGUUUCUCCUUUACAGAAAGCACAGGUAACAAGUAUGGUCAAGAAAGGUGCACAUAAAAUAACACUUAGUAUUGGUGAUGGAGCCAAUGAUGUUAGCAUGAUUCAAGCUGCUCAUGUUGGUGUUGGCAUAAGUGGGUUGGAAGGAAUGCAAGCUGUGAUGGCUAGUGACUUUGCCAUUGCACAGUUCCGUUACUUGGAAGAUUUGCUGCUUGUUCAUGGCCGCUGGUCAUAUCUACGUGUAUGCAAGGUGGUAUUAUACUUCUUCUAUAAGAAUCUCACAUUCGCUCUCACUCAGUUUUGGUUUACUUUUCAAACUGGGUUUUCUGGUCAGAGAUUCUAUGAUGAUUGGUUUCAGUCAUUAUAUAAUGUCAUCUUCACAGCAGUACCUGUGGUCAUUGUUGGGCUAUUUGACAAGGAUGUCAGUGCGUCUUUAUCCAAGAAGUAUCCUGAGCUAUACAAGGAGGGAAUAAAGAAUGCCUUCUUCAAGUGGAGAGUUGUGGCUGUCUAUGCCUUUUUUUCUAUAUACCAGUCUCUAAUAUUCUUCUAUUUUGUGGGCACAACAAACCUGACUGCUAAGAACUCAGAUGGAAAGAUAUUUGGACUCUGGGAUGUCAGUACAAUGGCAUUCACAUGUGUUGUAAUAACUGUCAACUUGCGACUGCUUUUGAUCUGUAAUUCAAUCACAAGAUGGCACUAUAUUAGUGUCGGUGGAAGUAUAUUAGCCUGGUUUAUUUUUGUUUUUAUAUACUCGUUGAUUUGUCAUCUUUUUGGUCGGCAGAAUGUUUAUUUUGUCAUCUUUGUCUUGAUGAGUACAUUCUAUUUCUACUUCAUACUACUACUUGUUCCCGUUGCUGCACUCUUCUGUGACUUUGUUUACCAAGGGGUUCAAAGAUGGUUCUUCCCCUAUGAUUUUCAAAUUGUUCAAGAAAUGCACAAGAAUGAGCUUAAUGACACCGGUAGGGCAAAAUUGCUGGAGGUAGAGAACCAGCUUACGGAAGAUCAAGCAAGGAGCUACGCUGUAUCUCGGCUCCCACCUGCGAUAUCAAAGCACACUGGGUUUGCAUUCGAUUCGCCAGGGUACGAGUCAUUCUUUGCUUCACAGAUUGGUGUAUAUGCCCCUCCAAAGGCAUGGGAUGUUGCAAGACGAGCUAGCAUGAAAUCACGGCUAAAGAUUGUGCUGCAAAAGUGAUUUAGAGUAAGAUUACUGUACAUUGCAUUGGUUUUGAUCUUCCUUUUGUGAGCAGCCCUAGGAAUUCUGUAAAAUCAAAAUGUGCCAUAUUAAUUAUCUGCUUAACUUAUGUUUAGGAUAUAUUCUGUUUUGGGCCAUUUAGAGUAGAUUUUCAGGAACCUCGCAGAUGUAUAUUCCACGAUAAACAGCAAUUCAUAUAUAGCCAUUUUUGAAAGAGUUAA
This is a messenger RNA of Arachis duranensis, 4880 nucleotides long. RefSeq names its product phospholipid-transporting ATPase 3. Gene Ontology annotation, cellular component: plasma membrane. Bases 1387 to 4659 code for a protein of 1090 amino acids. Gene Ontology annotation, biological process: phospholipid translocation. Gene Ontology annotation, molecular function: ATP binding; magnesium ion binding; ATPase-coupled intramembrane lipid carrier activity. The transcript is spliced from 27 exons. The record is from RefSeq and is a predicted model, not a curated record. NCBI's taxonomy places the organism in Eukaryota, Viridiplantae, Streptophyta, Magnoliopsida, Fabales, Fabaceae.